Messenger RNA from Funneliformis mosseae, 255 nucleotides. The record is from the annotation of a GenBank genome assembly. NCBI's taxonomy places the organism in Eukaryota, Fungi, Glomeromycota, Glomeromycetes, Glomerales, Glomeraceae.
AUGUAUUCAGUUCUUCUAGUAGGACAUGAUCCUAAAAUCCCUGAGACGGAUGCAGAUUAUGAAAAAAAGUUAGAAGAGAAACAAUAUAGAAAAUCUCAGGAUGAAAAGAAAUGGGAGAAAAAGCAUGAUAUCCAGAAGGCAAAGGGUGUUAAGAAAUGCGUGGUUAAGCGAGAACUUCAAUAUGAUAAAUUCCUAGAAUCUCCUGAGGAAGCAGAAGAAAGGGCUAUGAAAGCUAAACUUCAUGUCAAGGAAUAG